GCUGUUCAGUAUAAAUAUCUGCAAACCUCGAUUGUAAACGAAAAAGUUCCCAGUUCUGAAAUGUUUUCGUUACUAUUAAUGUUACUUUCUGUUCAUCACGUGCAUGGCUGGAACAUGUGGGAGUCUGAUUGGACGACGGUCUUUGUUGCUUGUUCUGGUAACGGACAAUCAGUAUGGGACGCUUGGAAAGAUAAUGCUGGAGUGACGUGUGAAGCAUCUAGUGUUGUUGAGGAUGCUGACACGUGUAAACAAUCGCACCAAUCAGAUCCUAUUCUCAAUGAAUGGCGGUCAAGUCGUAUAGAACAGGUACGACUGAGGCUAUGGAAGGAUGGUGAAAUUGUUGUUGAAAUGAAAUUUAAUGGAACCGACACUAACAAAUUCAAUUGGUUUGCACAGAGCAAGUUGUUGUCAAGUUCAUAUUCGGACAUCGGAGAACUGGACGCACAUUUUACCUUUUUCAGUUCGUACGGCUAUGGUUACGGUGUCAAUAGACGGUUUUACAUUAACAAGAGUAACUAUUUAGGCUGUGCCGUUGAUGCUGGAUGGAUGUUUGUCAAGGAUGUUGGCUAUGGAGUGGAUUGCUUAUUUGAUAGCUAUAAGAAGUAUCCUUACUUUUUAUAUGCAACCAAUUACCACAGUGGUGUUUGGCAAACAGAGGGCGACUAUGAUUUUGCUGACAUGAUGUCAAUUCAAGUACACCAAGGAGAGGAAGAACAGAAAGGGACCACAACAACUGAAGAACCAGAGGAAAUGUAGAAAAAAAUUAAAAGGAUAACACCGCAGGGCAACACAAUUCCAAUUGACAUUCGAAUAUUCUUUAUUGUAUACAUGUAGAUUGAUGCAAUAUAUUUAACAAACGAC
This is a messenger RNA of Mytilus californianus (California mussel), 861 nucleotides long. RefSeq lists its product as uncharacterized. Bases 61 to 756 code for a protein of 231 amino acids. The transcript has 5 exons. The record is from RefSeq and is a predicted model, not a curated record. Lineage: Eukaryota; Metazoa; Mollusca; Bivalvia; Mytilida; Mytilidae.